Blastomyces dermatitidis ER-3 is the source of this 2443-nucleotide messenger RNA. RefSeq lists its product as uncharacterized. Gene Ontology annotation, molecular function: nuclear import signal receptor activity. Gene Ontology annotation, cellular component: nucleus; cytosol. The record is from RefSeq and is a predicted model, not a curated record. The coding region runs from base 336 to 1115 and encodes 259 amino acids. Lineage: Eukaryota; Fungi; Ascomycota; Eurotiomycetes; Onygenales; Ajellomycetaceae. Gene Ontology annotation, biological process: protein import into nucleus. The transcript has a single exon.
GUCGCAGACAAUUCGAUGGGAAUCUACGAGAUAAUUUCUAUUGAUAUUGCCAAUCUUCUCUAUUUCAAGGAACAUACACAGAGUCACUCGCUAAGAAUGCUUCAUAUAUCAGAAACAACCCUGGAUCGACACGCGAGAUUAAUUUCCUGAGCCAGGACGUCAUCGAUCUGAGAAACAAAAUAAGCUUCCCAUGGUUGCGCCCUUUCGAAACAACAUAUCCAUUGCCGAACUAAAAUUAAAUCCGCUAUAGCAGAACUUAUAUAUUAUAUAUAUACAAACCCAUACCCUGACGAGGUUUAUGCAUAUGACCAGCUCAUCUACGGACAACACCAGCGAUGUUCUCCGUCGUCCUCCCCAGCCGGCCCUGCCUCACCGACGUGGUCCCCUUGUCCUCAGACCCCACCGUCCCCGCAAACAACUUCGCCUUCACCUUUCCCGCCCUCCCCAAGUUCUCGCACAUAGUCAUCUUCCUCCUGCCCGGUGUCGUUUUGCCCCCGGACACCGCAGCAGCGGUCUACAUCCAAUUCCCAAAGGACCUCAUCCUCAACCCUACCAACACAACUACCGCGACUAGCGCGGCCCCGGAAUUUAAAUUCCUGGGCGCAAUCGCCAAUGAGAAACCCUCCGCCAUCUUCAGGGUCAGUUUCCCCUCCGCCCGUCGACGCACGGAGGCAGAAGAGGAAGAUGAAAUGAUGGACGAAGGCGCCACCGUCCCCGCCAACCCAGCGGAGAUAAACCCCAACGCGACGAUAACGCUAGGCAUCACCAUCGAACCCGUGCAGGCCGUAGCGUCGAAGAUGACAGACCUGCAAAACCAGGGCCAGAACCAGCUGCAAAGAUCGUCUUUCCCGUCCUCGGUGGAUCUAGUGAAGAUGUCCGCGGGCCAACAGGGCGCGGGGGUGGUGACUAAGUGGUCGUCGGCACCCUCGACCAAAACACUUGCGCAGCGGAUUAUUGGUAAUGCGUUUAAUUAUUUGGCUAGCUUUGCGGCUACGGAUCCCAGGGCGCCGGGUGAGGAGGUUGUGCCGUUGAGAGUGUUUAGGGAUUGGUGGACGAAGUUCGAGAGCAGGAUUGAUUCUGAUCCGGGAUUUUUGGAGAGGCCUGAUACUGUGUAAUCCCUUUGUAUUUCCUUUUUAUUCCCCUGUCUUAAUAAGUCCGUUUGAGCAAGGCUCUGGGGUUCCGUGAGUUUUCGAAUGGCGGGAUUACGGACCACGGGUUUAUGGAUUACGUUGCAGACCUUCAUUAUAUCGCACGAAGGGCAGACAUAGCAUUCUGUCUUAUUUUAGGUGCACCCCUCCGCAUUUGAAGGGUUGGUAAAGCUGGAUAUUGGAGAGCCAACAUUGAAUGAAUACAUGUGCAUAUGGUCAGACGAGGAAGCUGCAUUGUGGAAAGUAAAAUAAUUUCCUUUUAACCUACCUAUCAUAGUUUGCUGUACAGCACAGGACAAUGCAUUUAAAUAUCUAGGUAUCUAUAAACAUGGAAUUUAAAAACAAUAUUCGGCAAUGGAGCCAGACCAGGGAUGUAUAAGAGCAUCUAAUUCUGAUCCAUGGAUAUCUAUGUCAUGUUCCUCUCAGCGUGUGGCGGGUUCACAACCUCACGAAAGCCCUCGCUGCUCAUCACUCAUCUCUCAUCAGUGGAUCAAGAAUUCCAAAAACGUCUUCCCAACUACUAGGCCGUCAUGUUCAUUCCCAACAGUAGCCAAUCCACCCUCAUAGAUCCCCGUGGGAAAGAUUCCCGCAUCCCGCCUCGCAUGAAGAAUCUCUGCCACAAUGUCCUUGGUGAAUUCGGGAUGACCUUGGACGGAUAUAAACCGGCCGGGAGAAUACAUGCCUUGUACAUCGCAAACUGGGGAGGAGCCCAGCAGAGCAACGUUCGGAGGGCAGUAAUGGACUAUGUCGCGAUGCAUUUGCUGAAGGCGCUGUUUUGGGGGUUUUUGGUUAAUAGGCAGAUCUUAGGUUUGAUUGGAAGCAUUGCUGAACAUUUUAAGAAAGGGGGGAAGAUAAAUAAAAGAGACGAAGGGGAAAGGAAAAAAAGGAUCCACCUACCAAUUUGGUAACGCCAAAUAGCUCCUUCCCCUUAUCUGUGAGGUCCAUUUCAUGCACUGCAACCUCCCAGCCACGCUCAUUAGGGCCGACCUUUGCCCCCAGUGCCCUUCCGAGGAUUUGGUGGCCGAAACACACACCGAUGAUGCGGACCCGAUCCUGCGCGAGGACCUUGGAUGUGAAUUCGACUAGUCUGUUUAUCCAAGGAAUAUCGUCGUAGGAAUUAUGUCCUGUGCAAUUUCUCAGCUCGUUGAUCAGGAUCAUCAUUGCCGGGGAGUGGCAAAUAAAAUCAAUAUUUUUUUAUACUUACUGGAUCCAGUUAUCAACACGGCAUCAACGUCCUCCAGGUUCGGGUAUUUAUCGCCCUCCACGACAUCCCACUUUGAGAUCUCAAGCCCCGU